Camellia sinensis is the source of this 1343-nucleotide messenger RNA. It is a transcript of the gene LEW1, whose product is annotated as Undecaprenyl pyrophosphate synthetase family protein. The record is from RefSeq and is a predicted model, not a curated record. Gene Ontology annotation, cellular component: endoplasmic reticulum membrane; dehydrodolichyl diphosphate synthase complex. NCBI's taxonomy places the organism in Eukaryota, Viridiplantae, Streptophyta, Magnoliopsida, Ericales, Theaceae. Gene Ontology annotation, molecular function: ditrans,polycis-polyprenyl diphosphate synthase [(2E,6E)-farnesyl diphosphate specific] activity.
UUGUAGUUUACUCUUUUUGGUGGUUAAACAUGGGGCCAGCUUCAUAAAUCGUCUUCACCAACAUCGUACUGUGCUUGAAAAAAGGAACUGUAAUUUUUUCACUCUCAAGUCCCUUCAUAGCUUUUGUUGAAUCAUACAGCAACCUUAAAUACAGAGAACAAUUACCCUAUGAAUGAACAAAAUUAAACAUAGACAAACAGGUAAAGAGCAUGAUUGCUCGAUCCCUCUCUCUUUCUCUCUCGAUUGGCACAUAAAGAGAAUGCUUUCUCGAUCCGAGACUCUCUCUCUCCGUCUUUCAAUUCUUUCUAGUCACUUUUCUUCUCUAAUUCUUUUUAUUUUUCGAAAUUUCAGAAUUAUGGAUUUAAGAGUCGAAAUGCAGAGGGUUUUUUACAGGACUGGUCAAAUUGGCAAUUUUGUGCUUCUACUACUAUGGCAUAUUCUACAUUUUAUGAUCAGGAUAUGGUACUUUGCACGGGGUAUAGCCGAUAUGCUUGAAAGCUAUCUUAUUUCUAGUGGUUUGUUGAAGGGGUACAACACUCUUAAUUUAGAUAAUCUCCAGAACCUAGCAAUUGUUGUAGAUAGUGAAGAAGCUCACCAACCUUCAAAAGUUGCUGAACUUUUGCUGUGGCUAGCAUCCCUUGGUGUGAAGAAUGUUUACCUAUAUGACAUUGAAGGAGUACUGAAGAAAUCUAAGGAAGCCAUCUUGGAGAGAUUGGUUGUUGCAAUAUUGUCUGAUAAGGUAACUCUAAGGAAUUAUCCACUACUUGACCGAAAACCAAAUUUGGAAUUUGUUUCCUACUCUGAUGGGAAGGAAGCAGUGGCCAAAGCUGCUAGCUUACUUUUUCAGAAGCAUUAUUUGGGCAGAGAAGAGAAGGAGCCACCAAUCUUUACAGAAUCACAUGUAUCUGAGGCACUAAGCGCUGUUGGUUCCGGAGGGCCUGAUCUUGAUCUCCUAUUAGUUUAUGGGCCUGCAAGAUGCCACCUAGGCUUCCCGCCAUGGCAAAUUCGGUACACUGAGAUUAUACAUAUGGGGCCAUUGAAGUCCAUGAAAUAUGGUUCCCUAAUAAAAGCGAUGCGGAAGUUCUCAAUGGUGCGCCAGAACUACGGAAAAUGAUGAAUUGCAUUUGGGGGAUCAGAAGAAUAGAUUAUGGGGAAAUGUCCAACAUUUGGCUGAUGUAGUACUUUUAUAAUUGUUUAUUGUGAACAACUACUGGCCUAUAAUACUGGGUUAAAUUAUAAGAAGCUCUCUCUCUCCCUCACUUGCCAAUGUGUAUUGUGGUUAUUUAAGGAGCAAUUCUUCUUUACCUGAAUUAGUGAAUUGCUCAAAUUUGGGGUUUUAUUUA